UGUCAGUCAUUUUUAAAUUUGUGGUUUAUACUUUGUUUAUUUUAAAAGUUACUUAAAUUUUAUUUGUUCGUACUAUAUACAUUUAAAAUGACAAAUACAAAACAGAUGAAAAUUACUAAGCUGUUUAAAAAGGGUGCAACGAAGAUAGCAGAAGAUAAUACAGAACUCCGAGAUGAGAUUAAAGAAUUAGAAAAUAAAUUAAAAGAAAAACAUAAUGAAUUAUUUCAAAUUCAAAGAAAUAAGAAUCGGAAAAAAGUUUCUUCAAUAAAUAAAAAAAAAGAUACUUUUAUCAGACCGCAGAAAAUUGUCCUGAGUAACUCUGUAGAAAGCUUAAAACGGAGUCUAGAACUAAUAUCAAUGCUAACAGGCAUGGAAGUCCAAUCUUAUGUAGCGGAUGAUCAUUGCUGCAUCGUCUACCACAUGCAGCAUAGUUCUGGACAUCUUGUCAAACAUGGCCUUAGAAUUGACAUGAGUUCUGAUGGGAAUGUGGUAUCUAAAUCUUCACUUCCUGUUGGUUUCAACUUAAAGGCAGUGAUGGAAGACUUUGAUAAUGUCAUGAUGCCAGAUUGUCUUGGUUCAAUCAGAAAGGCCUUAGUAGCAUAUUAUGAUAGAUUAGAGCAAUUUGAAGCAUUGAAGAAACUAUUAAACAUAGAAGCUGAAAUGUUUAAAAUACUUGAUGGUUCACACAUGGAGAUCACAUUCUUUGCUCAGAGCCAAGUAGAAGAGGAAGAACAGUUCAGUGUUACUCUCAUACUGGACUAUCGGGUCUAUGAUAUCAGGCCAAAAACUUAUUGCUUUAAGGAAAUUGAUCUACCAGAAGGAGCUUCAGAGAUAUUGAAAGAGCAGUGUUUAGUUUUCAAAAGAAAGGCAUUGAACAAAGCUUUUAAGGAAACAUUUAUGAAUGAUAUUGGCACAUACAAACUUGUUCAACAGCUUGGACCUCGACGUUCAGCUCAUGAUGUCAGAAAGACAAAACGAUUGAGGCCUAACAAACACCAAUACAAUAAUGAUGAUACUUUCCUCCCUGAGGAUUGUUCGGAUCAGGGUGAUGAUGAUGAUGUCAUUGAAGAUAUUGAAUAGAUAAUUAAACUAAUAAUAGGUAGUUUAAGAAAAAGUUUAAAAAAUAAUUAUUAGUAAUCUGUUAUAUUAUUCUUUAAAAUUUUUAAUGUUUUCAACAAACAUCAACCAGACAAUGAAACAAAAAUUUGAAAAAAAAAACAUUCACAUAUGUAUAUAAUUAAAAAUUAAAGGAAUUUCUAUAUUAAAAUACAAUUUAUAAUUUUGAAAUAAUUCGUUUUUACUAUAAUUAUAGAAAAGUAUAUUAUAAGUUCACAUACAUACAUAAUAUAUAGUAUUUUAUCGAAAUAAAAAACAUGAUUUUUACAACAUAACAUUUACAUUGAUCAUACAUUAAUCUAGUGAUUUAAUUAUUAAAAUUGUCCACUUUUUUUAUGUAACUUUUCGCAUAUUAAUUUUUCUAACAGUAUUUUAGAAGAUAUUUUGUGCGAUGAGAU
Messenger RNA from Vanessa tameamea, 1514 nucleotides. RefSeq lists its product as uncharacterized. The record is from RefSeq and is a predicted model, not a curated record. The transcript has 7 exons. Lineage: Eukaryota; Metazoa; Arthropoda; Insecta; Lepidoptera; Nymphalidae. Bases 88 to 1080 code for a protein of 330 amino acids.